CUGGUAAAGAGUAAAAAAAUAUAAACAUUGAGUCAAAUUCUUCUCAAAUUAGGAUGAUGAACAAAGCCGUUCUGGGUUCGAUUCUUUUCUUCAUGUUGAUCGGUUCGAUUCUUGUUGAGACUCGUCCACUUGGUCUAACAAAGAACGAAGAGAAGAAGCUCGUGGCUAAUUUCUUCGAUGGCUUAUCACUUGGUUCGAUCAAAGGCUCAGGUCCGAGUCCAGGCAAAGGUCAUAAGUUCGUAGACCGGAGCGAUACGUUUCGAUUUGAUAAACACUCCGGUCCAAGCCCAAGCGGACCCGGUCACUAAUUUUUCAAUAUUUUAUUUCAAACCGGGCCGGUUGAAGUGCCCAUCCUCGUCUAGGUCAAAAAAAAAUUAUUUCAUUUUUUUUUUGGUUUCACUAUUAGUCGAAAAUAUACACAAACUACACUGGAAGAAGAAUGGGAAAAUCAAGAAUCGAUGUCUCAUUUUUCCCCAUAUGGUUA
Eutrema salsugineum is the source of this 484-nucleotide messenger RNA. RefSeq lists its product as uncharacterized. Bases 54 to 308 code for a protein of 84 amino acids. The transcript has a single exon. Gene Ontology annotation, biological process: regulation of developmental process; innate immune response. NCBI's taxonomy places the organism in Eukaryota, Viridiplantae, Streptophyta, Magnoliopsida, Brassicales, Brassicaceae. The record is from RefSeq and is a predicted model, not a curated record.